Molecule: messenger RNA, 3316 nt
Organism: Lates calcarifer (barramundi perch)
Lineage: Eukaryota; Metazoa; Chordata; Actinopteri; Centropomidae
Gene: znf367
Product: zinc finger protein 367
Exons: 5
Coding region: 290-1237 (315 amino acids)
Cellular component (GO): nucleus
Source: RefSeq, a predicted model, not a curated record
GAGCGCACACAGGUCAGUUCAGACGACCCGCUGCGACAAGAAGGAAACUUACCGUCAUCUUCAUAUCUGACUGUAUCUUUUGAGGAUACUUUGUUGCAAAGAAGGGACACGAGAUUUUUUUUUCAAGUCCUUCAUUGGAAAUGAAGGACAUAUUCACUCCAGAUUGAAAAGCCGCACUAUUUAUGACUUUUGUCUAUUGAUUUUUAAAAACAAAAGUAAUCAGAGUUAAAACUUUUGCAGAUUCUCGGCUUUCUUUUGCGAGUAACACCGCAAUUUUGACAUCCAUACGAUGGCUGACAACAAGCAUCCGCAAGUGAUUUUCUGCAACGACUCGCCUAAAAGAGUUUUGGUGUCCGUCAUCAAGACCACUCCGAUCAAACCCAGGAAAGCCGAGGCCCUGACGCCGACGAGCCCCGGUUUCAGCGACUUUAUGGUCUAUCCGUGGAAAUGGGGGGAGAACGCCCACAAUGUGACUCUGAGCCCGGGCUCAGUGAGCGGGGCUUCGUCCCCUACCGGGACCCAGACGGCCAGGGAGGAGGACACGGCUCCCUCACCUGACCAGAUCAAGGAUGGUAUCCGCAGAGGCCGCCCACGAGCUGACACUGUCCGAGAGCUGAUAAGCGAGGGGGAGACGUCCUCCAGCCGUAUCCGCUGUAACAUCUGCAACCGAGUGUUUCCUAGAGAGAAAUCUCUCCAGGCUCAUAAGAGGACACACACAGGAGAGAGGCCAUAUCUCUGUGACUACCCAAACUGUGGGAAGGCAUUUGUUCAGAGUGGUCAGCUGAAGACGCACCAGCGGCUGCACACUGGGGAAAAACCCUUUGUCUGCUCAGAAAAAGGAUGUGGCAAUCGGUUCACCCAUGCCAAUCGUCACUGCCCCAAGCACCCCUUCUCUCGUCUGAAGAGGGAGGAACCAAAGGAGGGUCUGGGGAAAGCUCAGUCUGUGGAUAACAAGGCUGUGGCAGAGUGGCUGGCAAAGUACUGGCGAACCCGCGAGCAGCGCGCCCCCACAACCACCAAGGUGAAGCCGCAGAGCAAGGCAAGAGCGGAGGACCAGGAGCAGCAGGAUCCCAUGGAGUUCCUCCAGUCUGAUGAAGAGAACGGGGAAGAGGAAGAGGCCAUGGAGGAGGAGAAGAGCAGCCAGGGAGGAGCCGCCAAGCGGCGCCUCCAGGAGCAGCGAGAGCGUCUCCAUGGUGCUCUGGCGCUCAUUGAGCUGGCCAACAACCUGUCUGCCUGAACACCCACCAACGUCCUGAUCCUGGACUCCCAUUCCCUUCCCCUCAUAUUUCCAUUCCCAAACCGCCUUCCUGCAAUAUGUGCUGUGGCUAAAAUACUCGUUCAUAAACACAGAUCGAAGACUAGUUUAGUUUGUUCUAUCAAGUUGUGAAGCCAGACUUUGAGAAAGAGUUGGCCUGAGAUCAGUGUUAUGCACAGCGUCAUCUAACCCCCACCCCCACCCCCCACAGCACCAGGAAGGCACAAGCUAAAGCACCUUACUCGGCUUACAUUUUAUUCUUUUAGGCUGCUAUAAUUGUAGAUUUGACUAUAUGAAGAAUGUCUUUCUUUCUUGUGUCUUCUACAGGCAAAGAAAGAAAACCUGUUAUGUUUUUUAAUUUGUUUUGUUUGCACUUUGAUGGUAACGAGUUUUUUAAGUAUAUUGUGAGUGUAAGAGUGUGUAUGACUGAUGUAUAUAUGGGUUAAGCUCAGAUGGACAGAGCGAUACAGGGUGUGGUUAAACAUAGGAAAUGUUAAGUUGCAUUCUGACUGUCAGGUGACCUCUCAUGCUCCCAGGUUUCAUCUCCGGCCUUGUAAGCACAAUUUCACCACCACCGGUGACAGUAGUGGUGGUAGAAAUGGAUUGAGGAAGGUUCAGAUAGUUUUUUGCCUCACUGGUACAACUCUGUCUAAUUAAAAUAAAAGUGGAGAGCAAAAGGUAGACAAAAGGAGACACAAAAAAGUCAGGGGAGCUGGAUCAGUUCUGACAUGUGACAUGGUCUUUUUUUUUUUUUUUAACGUGCAAGUGAGAGGUGAUCAUUGCAAGCAUAAUCCAGAGGUCUGGUCAGGCACAAGCUUUUCCAAAAAAAUCCAGACUUUUAUAGCUUUGCCACUCAUCUCAGUAUUUACACAUGACCAUAUCUGCUUGACAUUUACCUGACAAGUGCAGGGAAAAUUCACCCCGGGCCAACUACCUACCAGCUUCUGGAUUGAGUCAAUUAACAUUCUACAGUGGUUUAAAGUUCAGAUUUUCAGCACGUACCAUAUUUCCAUUUUAACAACUAGUUUCAUCAUAGAUAUAAGAGAUUUGUGUAAAGCCUGCAGGCCAAGUUUUCCAACCAGACGGGAGAUGUUUUACAAUGGAUGUCAGUCACCUUUUAUAUUAAAAGGCGGCAGACCAGUUAUGAUACAGGCAUAAGCAUCAUACCAGUGUGUGGUGCAGCUAUGUCAUCUCAUUUCAAAUUUUAAAUUAUGAAAUAUUUAUUUCACCUUUUUUUUUCUUUCUGGAUAACAUUUUGUUCAUUAUGUUCAAGAGUGUAAAGGAAAAUGUUCUGACUUCACCAAAAAAAAAUUCCCAGCUUUGAUGCAUAAAUUUUGACAUCCCAUUGAUUUUGAUGAAGCACUUACACCCACCAUUAAGUCUUGGAUUAAGCUUGCAAUGCACUGAAGAUUAGAUCUGUUUUGUAUAGUGUCCAGGAAAAUGGCACCUGUUUUUCAUAACCUGAGAUGUGUAGUGCUGUUUUUUUUUUUUUUUGUUGUUGUUGUUUUUUUUUUUUCCCCGCAACACUACAUCCUUCAACACUGUAUGACGCCUCUCAUAACUGCCCUGCUUCUGGUUGUUUAGUGAAAACCUGCACCAACAACCUGUCACUCUGUCACUCUAGCUGUGAUGUUUGAAUCUGUUCGAUUUACAAAUUACCCUGGUGGAGUUGUGAAACUGGAAGGCAAAUUGUUAAUUGUUGAUAAUCAAAACGCCAAAUGAUUUAUUGUGUCCAGUUAUAGUAUAUUUUGAAGCAUUUUCUAACACUUAGUCUAUUUUGUGGUUUGAGAAGAUUAUGGCAUUUAAUAUAUACACCUUGUGUUUGUUAGAAUACUGAGUGUGCACAAUUUACAGAGAGCUUUUGAAGUUGAAUUUUAGUUUCAGUUUUCCCCUCCGCUAACAUCCUCCAACAGUUUUCAUGUUUGUGACAAGUAUAGAGUGAUCCUGCUUGCUUGGUAGAUAUAUAUUUUAUUAUACACAAGGUAAGAUUUCUCUGACAGACUGUCCACACUGUUAUAUAAUUGUUGGUCUUCAAUAAACAUUCACCGAAUUCGACUCAAA